AUGGAUAAAACAUGGAUGCAUAUUGAAGAUAGAUUGCAGUCCAAUGAAUAUGGUGAAGGUGUUAGACAAUUCAUGACUUUGGCACAAGCCAAUUCACCGGGAUCAGAUCGCAUCCGGUGUCCAUGUAAGCGAUGCCGAAAUAGAGCUUUCCAGCCUUUUAAUCUGGUGGAAAAUCACUUGUUUAUCAUAGGGAUUGAUCCAAACUAUACUGAAUGGAUAUUCCAUGGAGAAGAUGAUCCGUUCCUACACACUACAUUUUCUGAUGAUGAAGGUGAUGAUGCAUCAGAUGUUGAUGAGUAUAUUGAUGAUGUGGACGAUCUUUUAGAUGACGUUCGGAUGGGGUCGUUUAUGGAUAAUACAGCUACAAAUGAUGGAGAUGCAGACAUUGAUGAUGAACCACACACCUCGACUACUCCAUCCUUCCUGAGUUUCGAGGAGUUGGUUGCCGAUGCACGACGUCCACUUUAUCCUUCAUGUUCAAAGUUUUCAAAGCUGUCAUUUAUAGUGAAGUUGCUUCACAUCAAGACAAUUGGUGGUUGGACGGUGAAGUCCUUUAAUAUGGUUAUCAAGUUAUUGCAAGCCGCAUUCCCGGAAGCUGUUUUCCCUAACUCAUAUAACGACGCCCGCCGAUUGGAGCGUGGUUUAGGAUUUAGUUACGAAAAAAUUGAUGUUUGUCCAAAUGAUUGUGCCUUAUUUUGGAAGGAAAAUGUUGAGUACAAUGAAUGCCCUAAAUGUAGUGCAUCUAGGUGGAUUUCAAGCACAAGUAACCAACGGCGGAUACCCCAAAAAGUUCUCCGAUAUUUCCCUCUGAAGCCGCGUCUACAAAGACUUUUUAUGUCAAAGAAAACAGCUAAAGCCAUGAGAUGGCAUGUAGAAGAACGUGUUGACGAUCCAACUUGCAUGACACAUCCAGCUGAUUCUAGGGUAUGGAAAGACUUUGAUUCUAGACAUGGGUGGUUUUCUCAAGAUCCUCGAAAUGUUAGACUUGGUCUAGCAAGUGAUGGUUUUAACCCAUUCAACAACAUGAGCAAACCGUACAGCAUUUGGCCGGUAUUACUCGUUCCUUACAACUUGCCCCCUUGGUCAUGCAUGAAAGAUCCAUACACCAUGUUGUCAUUAUUAAUUCCGGGCCCUAAAGCACCAGGAAAUGAUAUUGAUGUAUUCUUGCGCCCUCUUAUUGAUGAGUUGAUGGAGUUAUGGGAAGAGGGUAUUAAUACAUAUGAUGCAUACAAUGGGCAAACUUUUAAAUUGCAUGCUUCAUUGCUUUGGACUAUCAAUGACUUCCCCGCAUAUGCCAAUCUUUCUGGGUGGAGCACAAAGGGCAAGAUGGCAUGCCCUGCAUGUACAGCUGAGACAGAUUCCAUGUGGUUGCUCUAUGGCCACAAACAUUGUUAUAUGGGUCAUCGACGAUGGUUGCCGCGAGACCACAAUUGGAGACGAAAAAAAAGUGCUUUUAAUGGGUACGUUGAGCAUCGGCUCCAACCAUCUAGGGUUUCUGGAGAGGAUUUGCUCCAACAGUUACUAGGGGUCUCACAUGUUCAGUUUGGUAAAUCAUCAACGAAGAGGAAACGGAUGCCCAACGAACUUAAUUGGACAAAAAAAAGUAUUUUCUUUGAGCUUCCCUAUUGGCUAAACUUGGGAUUGAGACAUAAUCUCGACGUAAUGCAUAUUGAAAAAAACAUAUGCGAUAAUGUUUUGGGAACGUUGAUGAAUAUUGAAGGAAAAAGUAAGGAUUCUGCUAAUGCCCGUAGGGAUUUGGCUAAUCUUGGGAUAAGGAAAGAAUUACACCUACAACAUGAGGGUGACCGUGUGUCUAUGAGUCUUCCAUGCUAUAUGUUAAACUUGAAUGAGCGACAGAGAUUCUGUGCGUGGUUGUCAGAAGUCAAAUUUCCUGAUGGUUAUGCCGCUAAUAUUGCUCGGUGCGUCAAUGUUAGUGAAGGCAAAAUCAAAGGAAUGAAGAGCCAUGAUUGUCAUAUAUUUAUGCAAACACUGCUGCCGGUUGUGAUUGGUGGGUUUUUACGACCUGAUGUUCGUCAAGCUUUGAUAGAGCUAAGCUCGUUUUUCAAGGAGUUAUGUUCACGAACUUUGACCUACUCAGUGUUGCAUCAGCUUGAAGCUAACAUCCCCAUUAUUCUCUGUAAAUUAGAGAUGAUCUUCCCUCCUGCAUUUUUUGAUAUCAUGGUGCACCUUGCAAUUCACUUGCCAGAGGAGGCAUUAUUGGCAGGGCCUGUGCAGUAUAGAUGGAUGUACCCGUUUGAGAGGUAUUUAGGGAAGUUUAAGCGGUACGUUCGUAAUAGAGCCCGUCCAGAAGGCUCAAUUGCCGAGGCAUAUGUUCAUCUUGAAUGUCUAACAUUUUGCUCUAUGUACCUUCAUGAUAUUGAGACUAGAUAUAAUCGAGGUGAACGCAAUAGUGAUUUGGCCAUCGACUCGACUGAGUCGAGCAAGGGUCCCCGUUUAUCGGUUUUUUCACAAAAGGUCCGCCCAUUGGGGAAAGUUAUCUCUCAUAGAUUACCAGACACACAAAUGGCAAAGGCCCGGUGGUAUGUUCUUAAUAAUUGCAUGGAGGUUGAGCAAUACAUUGAGGAGCACUAUAACAAGAUCAAAGAGGAGGACCCCAAUAACAUCGAUCGUAGGCACCAAAAUCAAUUCCCAUCGUGGUUUAGAUCACGCAUUCGAGAGUUGCGUGCAUUUAGUCCUGAUGACGUCACCGAUGACAUCUACACAUUAGCAUGUGGUCCCGAUCCAUGGGUUGGUUCAUAUGCUGGAUGUAUAAUGAAUGGAAUUCGGUUUCAUACGAAAGAGCGUGAAAAGCAUCGUCGCACCCAAAACAAUGGGGUGGUGGUCACUAGCGAGCAUCAGGGAACCCACGUUGACUACUACGGUGUAUUGAAUGACAUUAUAGAAUUACGCUAUAUGGGUUGGCGUAAGGUUUACUUGUUUAGCUGUACUUGGUGGGACAUUGGGGACCCAAGGAGGGGGAUACAUGUUAGGGACCAUCUAAUUAGUGUGAAUAUGGCUAGGCAAUUAUAUAAAGAUGAGCCUUUCGCCUUAGCAUGCCAAGCAUUGCAAGCGUUUUACCUAAAAGACCCGACCUUGGGGGGAAGUUGGCAUGUUGUACAUAAGAUUACGAGUAGGAAUGUUUUCAACAUUCGGUCGAUGACCCCAAGAGAGGAUGAGGAUGAUGAUGACGAAUCCUCUAGGGGUCAAUCGGAAGAUGAGGGUGACGCUAAUGGCAACAACUAUGGACCUGUUAUGGAGAGUGACUCAGCCAUACCGAAUCCAUUGCAUCGAGUCGAUGAACAACAUUUGCCCAUUGAUCCAUCUAUUCUAUCACGUCGACACCUUACCCAACCAGUUGACGAUGACGUCUUUAUUGAUGAUGACAUGCAUGACAAUGAGGAUGGGAUGAUUAACAUAAAUGAUGAGAAUAACUCUGGUAGUGAGUCCGAUCAUCAACAUGAUCAGGACUCAGAUGAUGAUGAUGUUUCUGCAUGA
Messenger RNA from Carya illinoinensis, 3495 nucleotides. RefSeq lists its product as uncharacterized. NCBI's taxonomy places the organism in Eukaryota, Viridiplantae, Streptophyta, Magnoliopsida, Fagales, Juglandaceae. The record is from RefSeq and is a predicted model, not a curated record. The coding region runs from base 1 to 3495 and encodes 1164 amino acids. The transcript is spliced from 4 exons.